Hyposmocoma kahamanoa is the source of this 1584-nucleotide messenger RNA. Its product is annotated as octopamine receptor beta-1R-like. The record is from RefSeq and is a predicted model, not a curated record. The transcript has 6 exons. Gene Ontology annotation, biological process: adenylate cyclase-activating adrenergic receptor signaling pathway. Gene Ontology annotation, cellular component: membrane. Bases 250 to 1584 code for a protein of 444 amino acids. Gene Ontology annotation, molecular function: octopamine receptor activity. NCBI's taxonomy places the organism in Eukaryota, Metazoa, Arthropoda, Insecta, Lepidoptera, Cosmopterigidae.
AGCCUGAGGAAUCUGAAGAUUGUAAUAAAAAACUAAUGAAGUGCUGGAAUGGUCCCAUCGGAUCUGUGUCACAACUGGCGUGCUUUUAAAUCUUCAUGCGAUAAAAUAUACGACGAAUGCCAUGAUCUCAAUGAAACAUGUGUCGAGACAGAAAAUUCACAAUGGAAAGCUGUGUAAAAAGAAGUCUAAACGAUUCAAGUCGUUUUACGAUCACAAAGGAGAUAAAUCUCACUUGAGGGAGCAAACAAGAUGAGAGUAGACAUUCUCCUAACCGAUUCCCUAGAUAACCUCACUUUAGACCUUCUAGACCUUUCCACAUCAAUGUAUCUCACAGAUACCUACGUGAACAAGACUCUCGAACUGAAUGAGACGACAAACGACAUAAUAUAUUCUAACCAGUUCGAAGAUGAUACCUUCAUCGUGUUCCUCGUCAUCCUUAAAUGCAUUAUCAUGGUCUUCAUUAUUCUUGCUGCGAUUUUCGGAAAUUUACUUGUCAUCGUAUCCGUCAUGAGACACAGGAAAUUACGAGUUAUAACAAACUAUUUCGUCGUAUCAUUAGCUUUCGCUGAUAUGCUUGUAGCCAUAUGGGCUAUGUGCUUCAACUUUAGCGUCGAAAUCACGAACGGGGAAUGGCUCUUCGGGUACUUUAUGUGCGACGUAUGGAAUUCACUGGACGUGUAUUUCUCGUCGGCGUCGAUUUUACAUUUAUGCUGCAUCAGUGUUGAUAGAUACUAUGCGAUUGUGCAGCCUUUGGACUAUCCUCUGAUUAUGACUACAGCGAAAUUGGGAAUUAUGUUGGCUGUUGUCUGGUGCAGUCCAGCUUUAGUGUCGUUUUUGCCCAUUUUCAUGGGAUGGUACACAACGAAUGAUCAUUUGGAGUUCAGGAAGAGACAUCCAAAAGUGUGCAGUUUUACUGUUAAUAAAGUGUAUGCAGUUGUAUCGAGUAGUGUCAGUUUCUGGAUUCCUGGUGUUAUUAUGUUGUACAUGUACUAUAGGAUUUACAUGGAAGCUGACCGCCAGGAGAGGAUGUUGUAUAGGAGUAAAGUAGCUGCCCUUCUUCUGGACAAGCAUCUUCAAAUCAAUGGGAUCUCCAUGGGAGAAGCGAUGCGGGAACGGCAAAGUAUACAAAUGCAGCCCAUGGCCAGUAGCAAGAUGAAACGGGAGAGAAAAGCGGCAAGGACGCUAGGCAUCAUCAUGUCUGCCUUCUUGGCGUGCUGGCUACCGUUCUUUUUAUGGUAUAUAAUAACUGCACUCUGCGGCGACGCCUGCCCUUCACCCCCGCCCGUCGUAGCAGGGGUGUUCUGGGUGGGCUAUUUCAACUCAGCGUUGAACCCGCUCAUCUAUGCGUACUUCAACAGGGACUUCAGAGCCGCUUUCCGCAAGACCUUGGACUCUUGCUGCAGGUCUCUGUGUGGCGAUAUCGCUCGCCGCUACUGCUGCCAUCGCCAACGUCGAGAGCAUCAUCAUUCCAAUGCAUCUUCUGAUAUUCAUAUGAACAACUGCAUCAAGUCGACGUCAGCUGAUGUACUUCGGGCUCACCAGGCUUCAAGCUCGAGACCUGAUGAAAUUGCGCUUGAAACGUAA